Amoebophrya sp. A120 is the source of this 4413-nucleotide messenger RNA. Lineage: Eukaryota; Dinophyceae; Syndiniales; Amoebophryaceae. The record is from the annotation of a GenBank genome assembly.
AGCAGCGACACCACAAUAACACUCCGUCAUUUUUGGAACAAAUCGAUUCUUUCCCACGAAGACUCACUUCAUCGUUUUCUUUGUCGAUCUGAAGAUUUUUGAUAAAAUAUUUUUAGCCAAAAGUUGUACCGAAUAGUAGAGAACAAGUCUCUAGAAGUUCCCCGCUUUUGCGAUGGGGAGCGACUUCUUUGAGUCCCCGUAGCGUCAGAGCUACGCAAUUGCGGUCUAAGAUACACAACACACUGAUUUUGAUAAAUCCCAAACGUUGCGGGAUCGGAAAGAUCGCAGCCGAAUAGAAUUUUACAAGGAGAACAACUCCGCGAUCAUGUCGCUGAUAGCCAUUUCUCCGGACGCGUCGCAGUGGCGAUGUUCGCUCCUGCACGUGGACGGGAUUUUCAUUCUACUCGACGCGGGACUUCCGGUAGCGAUGGAGAACGUCGACAUUGAGGAUUUGUACCAGCCACUGAUUCCCUACAUUCCGGAGAUCUCCUUCGUUUUGAUCUCGCACCCCUCCAUCCAGCACUGUGGCGGCUUGCCCUGGCUGUUCGCCAAGCACGAGCUGCACGCGCCGGUACUGUGCACGGACCCCGUGCGGCAGCUCGGCGAGCUGGCCUGCAUCGCGUUUUUCGAAGAGCAGAGUCUGUUGAAGAAUGUGGAUUGGAUGGAACUGGAGGACGUCGUCGCUGCCUUCCUUUCGCAGAACUUCCAAGGUUUGAAAUUCGGCGAACGUUUCCUCUACCGAAAGCCGGUGUUGGGGCUCGCUGGCGCAGACGGGGAAAUCAACAACCAGAGACAGGAUGGUAUAAACGCCGAGGACGACGACGAUGACUACGACAAAGAAAACAAUAAGAACCGCAUGUCCACCGGGUCGCAAAACCGACCCCUCUCCGCGAAGAAGCGGAGCAGCACCGGGAAUAAUGGCGCAAAUUACGGCAAGAAUAACCCACAGUCCACCGCACAGCAGGGGCAGCUGGAGUGCACCGUGCAGGCGCACCCCUGCGGGUCGACCAUCGGCGGAACGUACUUCUUUCUGCAUUUUGGGCUGCAGAAAGUCGUGUACUGCCUCGAUUACGAUUUGCGGUCCACCCGAAUAGUGGACGGACUGGACUUGCAGACCUUGCUCACCAUCGGAGUGAGCGGAUCAGCCACGAUCUCAAGAAAUCACAUCUUUAUCACGGCGGUACCACCCACACGAAAGGAUAUCCCCAGGUUGGGGAACGAACGGUCGAUAACAGCGACCGCACCGACGAACGCAGCACAAGGAAAGAAGGGAGGCCACGGAAGUGUGAAGUCGGUAUAGAUGUUGGUUGGUUUAAUGGUGCAAUAAAAUUUGUCGAUUGACACAAGCUGGAAGAUGUUAAAAAAGGGGGAGCAGCUACGAAAAAAAGAGAUAUGAAUCGUGAUUGAAGAAUUACAAUGAACAUGUCGGUCGAACUGCAAAAAAAAUCAGAUCUGCCGCACGUGCGGUGAGGAGUACUUUCUUGAGAAGACGAUCGAGGUGCUUCGUAACGGCGGCGACAUUCUGAUCCCCACCGAUGGGACUUGUACCAGUGCGCUCGAGGUGAUUCACUUGCUGGACGAAGCCUGGAAUGUAGACAACGCCCUUGCGGAGAAAUUUGAAAUCUGCUGGGUCAGCCCAGUCGCAGACGUCGUGCUGGAGCAGGCACGAACGAGGAUGGAGUGGGUCUGCAAGAAACUCCAAGAACAGUACCACCACGCAAAGCGAACGCCGUUCAGGUAUUGAAGUCACUGUCAGUGUUUGUUUCGUUAGGUUGAGAAUUUUCAGACACAACUAGUGGUAGCUUUAUAAAUCUAGAAAACCUGAGUCGUUUUCCGAUAGUUCUGCAGUCUGGGGACCCGCGACGACCUGCAAAUAAAAUCUAAAACAAUCGACAAAAAUAAAGGUUUUCGCACGUGAAGCUGUUCGCCUCGCUGGAGGACUGGGCCGCCCGAGAGUCGAAGAAGGGGAGCAAGGCGAUUGGCAUGGGCACCAACAAGGUGAUCGUUGCCAACGGGCACUCUUUGGAGAACGGCGAAGCCCGUGAAUUUUUCCUGCAAAUCUGCCGCAACCCGAAAAACAUGGUUUGGCUCCUGGGGUACUCUAACGUACCGGACGACAGUCUUGCGAACGAGCUUAUGACGGACUUCAUCGUAAAUAAAGUCCAGCAGCGACAGUACAACACCAGGCAAUACAUCAAAACGCGAUGGAGCGAGCAGGAGCUGAGAAAGUAUCAUGGAUACAUCCCUCCUGUUGUACAUUUUUUUUCAACUGAUGAUUAUGAUGAUGAUGAACUGUCGCACACCGCUCAUUGACAGUUUCUGAUGCACGACCGCGCUAAAAGUAUGGGUUUCAAUAUGAAUAUUGAUAAUGACAUCACCAGGUACUACGAACGCAAAUGCGAAGAAGAAGUGCGGCGACAGCAGGACCUCACGGCAAAGAGAAAAAGGAGGCAGGACCUGCAUACGGCGUUACAGAGAGAAAACGACGGCGCAGCGCACGUCACAAGUGGCGCGGCAGCUGGUGCGGGGGACGCUCCACAGGUACAACAGACCUCUCACUCUACAUUUCUCGAUUAAAUUCGUGUGGCACAGCUAGCGAACAGGUGGCCUUGAAUGCGGAGGUUCUCUUCUAGAAGGCGUAGCGGAAAGAAAUGAAGUUGAAACACACAAAUACCACAGGAACACGUCGCUUUCGAUGACGAAGAUGCCUCGUUUUUUCAAGAUUUGAACUUGUUUCCGAAGCACAAAAACUUUACUUUCGAGUUUGUGCAGGCCCGAGGUGAUGAUUACGGGCAGCCGCUAUCGAACAAAGAAAUCGAGGCAUGGAAGACAACCCACGAAUAUGAGUCCGUCGUCACGGGGGACGGGGCCACAGGUACUGGCUGUUUUAUGGAGAUGAUUCAGAUGUAGAUUGAUCGCAGAAAAAAUUUACUUCAUACACCAUCAGGUUUUAGUUUUUCGCGCUCCAGAUGAAAAGGUUGAACGUUUGCAGUUGCGAAGACCACAAGUUGCGAAUUUUUCCAUAAUUAUGUUGACGUCGGAAGAUCAUUCUGAAUCUUAUUCUAUUUCAACUCCCUCCCCCCACCCACACUCACCAGGUGCCUCCGGCAGCGCGGCUGCGAACCAGAACAAUCCGGACUUUGACUGGUUGUGGGAUUUGCGUGUGCGGUUCCGGGAGCCCAUGAAAAUCGAUGUGCUCGAUUUGGAACUGCUCGUGGAGUGCAUGGUCUGCUACGCGCCCUUGGGGUUGAAAGACCACCGAGACAUGCGCGCGCUGAUCUCCUCCGCGUCGCCACUGCAGCUGAUUCUGCUCCCCACGAAGAAUUACGUGGCGGAGGAAGCGACGAACACCCUGAAGCUGCAGUACGAGGCGAUGAGCCAGACGUCGACGACCGUGAAAACAUUUGCGCCCAACAUGGACGCGAACCUGGAUGAUUCUAACAUUGUCCACUUCGGAAGCGGCUUUUCCCGGCGGAAACGCCGCGCAGAGCUGCACGAGGACUUCAUCAAUUCGUUGGCUUGGUCGAAAUGCCAGAGUGCGCGCAUAGCGUUUGUGCAGGCCCAAGUGACGGCGAGCCCCGGCGACGAAAAGGACGACGAAGUGGACAUGUGGACCUUUGGGCCAUCCGGGAAAAACGCUUUGGUCGCCGGCGGUGCGGGAGGUGGAGUGGUUCUUACCGGGUUGAACAACAAGGCCAGCAAUGCUUCGAAGCCACCCAAAUUGCAGCUGAUUCCGAAGGAAAUCGGAGCGCAGGGAGCGGAAAUGAACAUUCGGGACCCGACGGAAACAACGGGGGAGAAGGACAACAUUCAUCCCACGAGCUCGCAACUAGGAUCCUACCCAACGCUGCUGGUCUGUCCCCCGAAACUCUCGCAAUUCAAGCAGACGCUGGCAGACGAAGCGCGGGCGGAUAACAAGACGUUCGUGACGGAGUUCAAAUCGCAAUUCGGCAAGCGGGUGCUACACAUCGACGACAAGGCCAAACUUAGCUACCUCAGCAGCAGCGACACCAUCCAGUUGGAGGGAACCUGCUGCGAGCAGUUUUACAAGGCCAGGGCAACUCUGUACAAAAAAGCAGUCUGUAUCUAAGAGCAGAUGCUUGGCCUCGGCCUCGUGGAUGAAGCCAGCUGAGAAGUUGUGCCUAAGUAACCGAACCAAGAAAAGUACCCGUACGACAGAGCGACAGCGACAGAAAGCGACUAGAAUAGUUUGACUUCUAACAGGACGACGUCCAUCGCAUUUAUUACGCGAGUGAAAAAUGAAUAUGGAAGAAAAGAGAAAGAACAAGAAGUACUUGCGGAAGUAGCUUAGGCACUCACCGCUAAUCAUGAAUGGUACACGUAGAGAACAAUCAAGUCAAUACGUGUUGCCGAAUCGCACACAAGAUCGGUUUGAGCGAGCGCGAAAUUCUC